AUGGCCAGCUUCAUGUCCAACAUGCUCUCCGGUGGAGGCAAGGAUGCUAACAACUCCAACGCCAACGCCAACAGCAGCAGGCUGGACCUUGGUCGCCCCUCGACGCCCAUUAGUAGGAACAGCUUCAUCGAGCCGGCCAACACCCCCAAGGGCAGCCCCAGCAAGAGGACCGCGCCCCCGGGUGCCCGAGAACUGCCCCAGGCUUUCGAGAGCCACCUCAAGCUCAACGCCGCCACCACUCUCGACAGUCCCAUCAAGCUCGGCCGUCCUCAAUCCGUCAUCACCCCGCUGUCUCCCACCAAGCUCAGCAAUGCCCAGUCAUACGACCCCUUUGACGCCGAAUCCACAACAAAUACCCUUGUUGAUGAUAGCAUCCUCCAGAGAGGGACCCCCACCACCCCGCUCAAGCACCAGGGCCAGGAGAACACCCCUCCGACCGCCUCCAAGAUACCCAUCUCUCACAACCAUGCCGCUCAGUCGAGACAGGAAUUGUACAGCAGUCCGCGUGCGCCUCCUCCGGGCAAGAAGUUCGACACGUCCCGCGGUCUCACAGACGAGGAGCGAGCUGUUCUGGAGAAGCCCAAUGUGAGGCGUCUGGUCAAUGUGACACAGCUUUACUUCCUCGACUACUAUUUUGAUCUUCUGAGCUAUGCCGGCAACCGCCAGGGCCGCCUCAAUGCCUUCCGCGCCGAAUACCCUGAACCUCCCGAGACCGAUGAGGAGACCUACAAGCAGAUGUGGAGCAAGUACACCGGUCGCGAGCGGGCCAAUCUGCGCAAGCGUCGUGUACGACUUCGACAGGGCGACUUCCAGAUCCUGACACAGGUUGGGCAGGGUGGCUACGGUCAAGUGUUCCUGGCCCAGAAGAAGGACACGAAGGAGGUGUGCGCACUGAAGGUUAUGAGCAAGAAGCUGUUGUUCAAGCUGGAUGAGGUGCGCCACGUCUUGACCGAGAGAGACAUCCUGACAACUGCCAAGAGCCAAUGGCUUGUCCGUCUGUUGUACUCGUUCCAGGAUGACAAGAAUAUUUACCUUGCAAUGGAAUACGUGCCGGGAGGCGACUUCCGCACUCUGUUGAACAACACCGGUGUCCUGUCCAACAGGCAUGCUCGAUUCUACAUUGCCGAGAUGUUCUGUUCCGUAGACGCUCUCCACCAGCUCGGCUACAUCCAUCGCGACCUGAAACCUGAGAACUUCCUUGUCGACUCGUCUGGCCACGUCAAGCUGACCGACUUCGGAUUGGCGGCUGGCAUGCUCGCGCCUGCAAAGAUCGAGUCAAUGCGGCUCCGUCUGGAGCAGGCGUCGGAGACCUCGGUGCCCUUUGGCAAGCCAAUGGACCAGAGAACCGUGGCAGAGCGAAGGGAUGGAUACCGGUCGAUGCGCAACAACGACGCGAAUUACGCCAAAUCUAUCGUCGGCUCUCCCGAUUACAUGGCCCCCGAGGUCCUCCGCGGGGAAGAGUACGACUUCACUGUCGACUACUGGAGCCUGGGCUGCAUGCUUUUUGAGGCCCUGACUGGCUUCCCGCCGUUUGCUGGAUCAAAUGCAGAUGAGACCUGGCGCAACCUGAAGCAUUGGAAGGAUGUUCUCAAGCGGCCUGUGUGGGAAGACCCCAACUACUUCCUGAGCAAUCGUACCUGGAGCUUCAUCACGACCUGCAUCAAUUCCCGGUCCAAGCGCUUCUCCAACGUGAAGGACAUAUAUGCCCACCAAUACUUCGCCGAGGUCAACUGGGAGACGCUGCGGGACACCAAGGCGCCUUUUGUGCCCGAGCUGGACUCUGAGACGGAUGCUGGCUACUUCGAUGACUUCACCAACGAAGCGGACAUGGCCAAGUACAAGGAGGUGCAUGAUAAGCAGUCGGCCUUGGAGAACAUGGCUGAUCGUGACGAUGACAUGGGCAAGUCGCUGUUUGUCGGAUUCACGUUCCGUCAUCGCAAGACCGAUGAGACCGGCGGCAGCUCAAGGAAACCGGUUACGGACAACACGUUCGGCACAAUGCUGUAG
This is a messenger RNA of Diaporthe citri, 2007 nucleotides long. RefSeq lists its product as uncharacterized. The coding region runs from base 1 to 2007 and encodes 668 amino acids. The transcript is spliced from 3 exons. Gene Ontology annotation, molecular function: ATP binding; protein serine/threonine kinase activity. Gene Ontology annotation, biological process: peptidyl-serine phosphorylation; intracellular signal transduction. Lineage: Eukaryota; Fungi; Ascomycota; Sordariomycetes; Diaporthales; Diaporthaceae. The record is from RefSeq and is a predicted model, not a curated record. Gene Ontology annotation, cellular component: spindle pole body.